GUCUUCUAGCGCCCCACAUCUCCGCCCGCACUGCGCAUGCUCCCAGCAUCCCCCUCUAUCCAGCAGGAUUUGAAGACUCGGCUGAAGAUGCUCUCAGCUUCUCGGGUCGCUGGUCGCUUGUCGCCGGGUGAACACUGACUCAUCUGGAAGAACCCAAACAGGGAGGAGAAGCUGCAGAUCGUCCCUUUAGGUUCUCACUCGCUUCUCGGAUUCCCCCCCUCCCCCCACCCCCUCUACUCUCCGUCCACUCCAGCAUGGAGAUGAAGAAGUCUUUCUCGGACACCGAGCGAGCGCUCCGGAGCUACGGCGCCGUGUCGGAAACGGCGUGGACGACGGACAAAGGUCACUCCGACGUGUCCAUGGCGGAGAGCACCAUGUCUCCGGAGGAGAUCGAGGUGGAGAUGGCUCGCAUCCAGCGCCUGCGGGAGGUCCUGGUGCGCAGGGAGUCGGAGCUGCGCUUCAUGAUGGAUGACAUUCAGCUCUGCAAAGACAUCAUGAGCCUAAAGCAGGAGCUGAGACAGAUUGUUUCAGUACCAGAGAAAGAAAAGAACAAGAAACACAAGCAGCAGGAGGAGGAGCUGAUCCUAAAGAUUCAUAAACUGGUGCAGAAAAGGGAUUUCCUGGUGGACGACGCCGAGGUGGAGAGAUUAAGGGAGAAGGAGGAGGACAAGGAGAUGGCCGAGUUCCUCCGGCUGAAGCUCCGGCCUCUGGAGCAGAAACUCAAAGCCACGCCGAAUCCCCAAAAGCCCAAGCGACAGAUCCCAGAGCCGCCUCCCAACAAACCCUUCGUCACCAAGUCGGGGGCGGCCAUAAUCAAGGACUGCUGCGGAGUCGCCCAGUGUGCUGUAAUGUAGCCGACCUCCUUAUCGACGGUCGCUACUCUCAUGUCACAUGACCCCAGUCACUUCCUGUUUCUCAGAGAACCACAGACAGCAGCACUCGCCCUUGAGCACGUUCAGGAAUCGGGUCCAUUUCCCAGCUGCGGGCGCGUGGGAACUGAUCCCUGAUCAGCGCUCAAGGCGCGGGGUGUUUCACAGCGGGAGCGCAUAUCCACCGGGACUGUACAUGAACUAAGCAGAGCUGUAAAUAGAGUCCGAUAGCCGUGUGGUUGAUGUAUUUAAGCAGAGGCAGGUCAGGUCAGGUCCUUCCUAUACGUCGCAUUCCUUUUAAGGCGAGGAUGCGUCCGACCGGUCGAGUAAGGCCUAAAAAGCACAAUAUCCACCGCGUCAGUAAUUAGCGGGGUUCUCUGACAUGAACACGAAGCCUCUCGUUGUGUCAUUUAGGACAACAGUUCUCAUUCGUAAGCUAUUAUUAUUCAUCCCAGUUUGUGAGUCUGAGUUGCUCUGAUGAGCAAAUUUGACCCAUUAAUUGGGUUCAUGUUCAAAGGUCGGGUUGCAGUGGAUUCUUUUGUGGAUAAAAAUGUAUAGAAAUAACUAAUCUCAUGCCGAUUUAAAACACCAUCACCACUUCAAAUGCUGCUGCAAACCGUUGAUCCAAGUCAGACUUGGUUUCAGUCAUUUUGAUGAGCUUCCAAAGGCGCAAAGACUUUCUCUGCGAACGCCUGAGGUCAGACAGUCGUAAACAUUCGUUCAGAUAUCUUUACCUGGAGAUUAUUAAUUAUUUCUCUCACCUUGAUGUUAAAAAUCUCAUUUUCUAACAACAAUUUUCACGAGAUAAUGGAGGUUGUUUUCUCAUGGCAUCUUUUAUACCUCCUUGUCAUAGGGUUGUGUUUAUCGCGCGCGCUUUAGUUCUUUCCCUGGUUUAUCUGUCACACCUGAAUCAAAUCCGAAUCAGGUCAGAUAUAGCAGCACACACCUUUUAAAAGUUUUUUUUUAAAUCUUUUCUCGAUAGUCUUGGCCAUCAUGGGUGCCAUUGGAGAGGUUUUGGUGGUGCAAGGUUUUCUUGUUUCAUGUUUUCUCCUUUUGUGGAUAACGGCUCUCAAUGGGGUCCCAAAGUUUUAGAAAAGUCUCCACGGCCCUUACCAGACAGAUGUCUGCUUGACUGUUCGGAUAAAAAAAAAAAAAUCCCAACAGUCUGGCAUAGAUCAGGUAACGCACACCUCUGAUUUCUGAUAAACCUCUGUUUGGCUUCUGAUCAAAGAUGAGAAUCGACUGAAAUGACAACCGGGGCUGGUGAGGUAGGGGCCCUCCUGCUCCCCUCUAUGUUUCCACAGAGGGGAAGAAAAAAAAAUCAGGUGGAGAACGCUGACUGGCAUGAAGUCUGAUGUCACUUUUAUUCUUCAACUUUACUCCGAAUCACAGUUCGACGCUUGUAAAUGCCUCCACUGUAAUCAUUGGUCAUGCUUCCUCAUUCUGCAGGGUCACCUACAGACGCCAUCAACAACCUGGACAUAACGGACAGUACGACCUCACUUGUGAUCAUAAACUCUCGAAACAAAUUGCAUCCUUCAAAUUUAACCUUGCAUUUCUGUGAUAAACAACAGGAAAGGAAUGAAGCCCCUUUUUAAUGCCUCCAAUAAACCGUGUGUGCUUGAGUGUAUUUAGGACUUUAGUGACUCGCGUCAAGAAAACUGUCGAUCUCCUAUCACUUCUUUCUUCGGAUAACUUGGCAUCCUGUAAGUGUAGUGACUUUAUAAAAGUUCUGCUGUUUAAAAAUAAAAUAAAAAAAAAGAAAUUAAACAUAUGCAGAAAAUAAGCUGAAAGCACGUGUAAAUAUGUUUCAAUAAAGAGCAUCUUUCAAGAACGAACCGCGUCAUGUUUGCCCUCUGCAAGUACAGGAACCUUUGCAAUAAUGUUAUUAAAAUGUCAACUUAUUUCGCUCA
Poecilia reticulata (guppy) is the source of this 2782-nucleotide messenger RNA. RefSeq names its product bMERB domain containing 1 (gene bmerb1). Lineage: Eukaryota; Metazoa; Chordata; Actinopteri; Cyprinodontiformes; Poeciliidae. Gene Ontology annotation, cellular component: mitochondrion; microtubule cytoskeleton; cytoplasm. The record is from RefSeq and is a predicted model, not a curated record. Gene Ontology annotation, biological process: negative regulation of microtubule depolymerization; mitochondrial ribosome assembly.